CGGAAACUAUUGUAAUGCUUAAGACUGCUUAUGGGGAUGCUGCCUUAAGUAAAACCAGAGUUUACGAUUGGUUUUCACGUUUUAAAAAUGGAGAAAUGUCUAUUGAAGACCAAUUUCGUUCAGGACGCCCCUCAACGUCAAGAACUGAUGAAAACGUCGACAAAAUCAAUGCCCUCGUUCGUGAAGACCGUCGCCGAACCAUUGAUCAACUCUGUGAGAUGUCGGGAAUGUCAUGGAGUUCAAUUCAGAGAAUUUUAUCCGAAGAUUUGCACAUGAGAAGGGUUGUAGCCAAAUUCGUCCCGCGACUUCUCACAGACGAGCAAAGGGAGCGUCGACUUCAGGCAUGUUUUGAGCUUCAAAAUCAGCUCGAAGAGGACCCUGAAUUUUUUUCCAAGAGGUGUUGUGCACGCGGAGUUCGUUCCCCCGGGUCAAACUGUCAACCAGAAGUUCUACUUGGAGGUUUUGAAAAGAUUGAGGGAGAGUAUCCGGAAGAAAAGGGCAGAUCUUUGGCGCACAGGCGACUGGUUCUUCCAUCAUGACAACGCGCCGGCCCACACCGCCCUUUCCGUGAAGCAAUUUUUGACCAAAAACGCCAUGACACCAAUUGUCCACCCCCCAUACUCACCGGAUCUAGCCCCCUGUGACUUCUUUUUGUUCCCCAGACUCAAAAGGAAUAUGAAAGGAAAGCGUUUUGCCACUGUGGAGGAGGUGAAACAAAAAUCGCUGGAAGGCUUAAAGGACAUCCCGAUGAGUGAAUUUAAAAACUGUUUUGAACAAUGGAAGAAUCGUUUGGAGAAGUGCGUUGUGGUCAAUGGCGAAUACUUUGAAGGUGAUAAAAAUUUGGUGUUAAAAUAUUGAGAAAUAAAGAAGUUAUGACGAAAUUCCCGUUUUUUUUUUGGGUCCCCCCUCGU
Trachymyrmex cornetzi is the source of this 911-nucleotide messenger RNA. RefSeq lists its product as uncharacterized. The transcript is spliced from 2 exons. The record is from RefSeq and is a predicted model, not a curated record. Lineage: Eukaryota; Metazoa; Arthropoda; Insecta; Hymenoptera; Formicidae. The coding region runs from base 15 to 539 and encodes 174 amino acids.